AUGCCGUUUGAGUGGAGUUUUAGCGAUAAGUUUAGUGGCCAACUAUGCCUUCAGAGCAAUGCCUUACAGCAGAGGAAAGCCGUCAAUGCGUUCAACACAUUGAUCCGCAACUACUCGGCCGCCGCCUACACCACCCGAUACGCCGACUACGAGACCCUCGAGGUGUCGGCCCCUUUCGAUCACGUACUGCACGUCCAGCUGAACCGACCGGACAAACGAAACUCAAUGAACCGCGACUUCUUCCGCGAAGUCUUCUCGUGUUUCAACGAAAUCAAUGACGACAAGCAAUCGCGAGUUGUGGUCAUAUCGGGCGCCGGCAAGACCUUCUCGGCCGGCCUCGACUUCAACGAAUGCAAAAAUAUAGAUAAUAAUUAUCAUUAG
Messenger RNA from Oppiella nova, 381 nucleotides. The record is from the annotation of a GenBank genome assembly. NCBI's taxonomy places the organism in Eukaryota, Metazoa, Arthropoda, Arachnida, Sarcoptiformes, Oppiidae.